Messenger RNA from Lottia gigantea (owl limpet), 657 nucleotides. RefSeq lists its product as hypothetical. Gene Ontology annotation, molecular function: zinc ion binding; nucleic acid binding. The transcript has a single exon. NCBI's taxonomy places the organism in Eukaryota, Metazoa, Mollusca, Gastropoda, Lottiidae. The annotation marks the transcript as partial. The record is from RefSeq and is a predicted model, not a curated record.
AUGUUUAAUGUGAAUACUACUGAUAUUAAAAGAAAUACUAUUAAUGUGGAACUAUACCAAGGAUUAAAAAUUGUGGAUAUUAUAGAUGAAAUUGAAGAUAUUGUUGGCGAAAACUCAGUGAUUGCCGCCUGCCCAACAACAGGUAACGUUGAAAUAACCUUUGAUAAUCAUGAACGCUUAAAACAUCUCCUAAACAAACCUAUAGUUGUCCAUGACAAAGUUCUCUCAUAUAAUUUAAUUGGAUCCAAAAUAAUGGUCGUAUCAUUUAUGAAUAUUCCAUGCUAUAUCCCCGAUAACGAAAUUUUAACUAAACUUGCACAAUGGAAUGUAAAACCACUUGGCAACAUCAGACAUAGGACAAUACGAUACAAGGAUAGAAACAUACCAGAUGGAACCCGCUUUAUUAAAUGUGAAUUCCCCCCUGAAGUAACAAGCCUCCCCUAUGCAACAUUUUUUGAUGGCAGAUCAUUCACUAUAAAACAUAAUAACCAACAAAAAGUGUGUUUCGAAUGCUUUAAACCCGGUCAUGAUAUUAAGGACUGCCCAGUCACGAUAUGCAGAAGGUGCAAACAAUCGGGCCACAUAAAAAAGUUUUGCAUUGAAGAAAUCUGUGACGACUGUACCGAAUUUAAUUACAAGUGCUUAUGUAAGACAGAG